This is a messenger RNA of Dipodomys spectabilis (banner-tailed kangaroo rat), 936 nucleotides long. It is a transcript of the gene Psmb11, whose product is annotated as proteasome subunit beta 11. Gene Ontology annotation, molecular function: threonine-type endopeptidase activity. NCBI's taxonomy places the organism in Eukaryota, Metazoa, Chordata, Mammalia, Rodentia, Heteromyidae. Gene Ontology annotation, cellular component: proteasome core complex. Bases 1 to 936 code for a protein of 311 amino acids. The record is from RefSeq and is a predicted model, not a curated record. The transcript has a single exon.
AUGGCUCUACAGGAUGUGUGCAAAUGGCAGGCCCCAGAUACUAAGGAACUGUCCUUUCGUCUGCCCCCAGCUGGCAGCUGGGCUGUGCCCCUGGGCUGUGACCCUCAGACCUUCCUGCAGACCCAGGGCCCCAGCCUGGCCCACGGAACUACCACUCUGGCUUUCCGCUUCCGUCAUGGUGUCAUUGCUGCAGCUGACACGCGUUCCUCCUGUGGCAACUAUGUGGCCUGUCCAGCCUCACUCAAGAUCAUCCCUGUGCACCGGCACCUCUUGGGGACCACUUCUGGCACCUCUGCUGAUUGUGCUACCUGGUACCGGGUACUACAGCGGGAGCUGAGGCUUUGGGCACUGAGGGAAGGUCAUCUGCCCAGUGUGGCCAGCGCAGCCAAGCUUUUGUCAGCCAUGUUGUCCCGCUACCGUGGGCUAGAUCUGUGUGUGACUACUGCCCUGUGUGGCUGGGACCGCUCUGGUCCUGCUCUUUUCUAUGUAUACAGCGAUGGCACCUGCCUACAGGGGAACAUCUUCUCUGUGGGCUCUGGGUCUCCCUAUGCCUAUGGUGUGCUGGACCGUAGCUACCACUAUGAUAUGUCCAUCCAGGAAGCCUAUGCCCUGGCCUGCUGUGCUGUGGCCCGUGCCACCCACCGUGAUGCCUAUUCAGGGGGCUCUGUAGAUCUUUUCCACGUGCGGGAGAGUGGCUGGGAGUAUGUGUCACGCAGUGAUGUCUGCACACUGUACACAGAGCUGAAGGAACUCCCCGAGCCAGACCAGGAGCUCAAGGCUGAGGACCAGGAGCUAGAGGCUGAGGUCGAGGCCAGCCAGACCCAUCUGGAACCUGCCACUCCCCCCAGGGCUGGAGAAAGUGGAGAACUGUUUUUGGGGCCCAGAGAGGAGACACCAGAAGACUCCAGGAUGCCUGCAGAGACUGAGACACCAUGA